UCAUUGGACAGAAAAGAAGCAAUAGUAGGCGGGAGGGAGCACACCUUAGUUACAAAGUUACCCAUUAACUUGUCCUUCUGGGAAGCAGCUCCAACCUGCGCUUGUUCAACCUUUGCACAACAUUUCUCCAUUUUACAAAGCAAAGAAAAAAACGUGGACAGACAGCAGGUGAACUCACUAAAAAUAGAGGAAACUACACAGACAGGUGAACAGCCUCGAUGACUGCAGCAAGAGGACGCUGGCUCACAUUUCAGGAUGCUACCACCACUUUUCACUUAUUGAACUGAGUUCCUUGUCACUCAAUCUUGCCACCUAGUGGAGCUCUGCAGGUUUAACGCCCUGCUGGUCAUUAGGAAAUCUUCCAGACAUCUACCUCCCUCAUCUGGGGAGAUGCCUGCUCUGCAACACUUCCCUCAGAUCCCAUUUAUUUUUGACCUGCUGAAGACAAUACACUAACCAGCCACCAACCAUCAAGAUCCCCUUUCCAGCUUCACUUUCAAGCCUCGCCUGGAUCUUGCAGAAAGUGAGGCUUUCAAUUAGCAGGUCAAAACUGUUCCUCCUUCAUAUAUGUGAUAUGCACCCAUGAUCCAUGCCUUCAUGCUAGAGUUAAUGGUGGCUCAAAGCAAGAGGCAGGUCUCAUCCAACAAGAGGCAAAUUGAGCCACACAGGAGAAGUCUCACACAAUAAGAGACUGCACAAACAAGAGCAUAGCCAGAUGGACCCAACAUCAAAAGACGUACCAUUUACAGCUACACCAACAGCAGCACAAAAUGACACUUUGGCAGGCCAGAAAGGCAAAUACACCUCUCACAACUGGGAGUUCCUGGUGGCCGUACUGGUCACAGCCAUCUCCGCUGCCAUUAUCAUCGCCCUUCUGGCCAAAUGCCAGGUGGUUCGACGCUACCUGGCCAGCUACAGGCACACACGGCUGAGGGAGACAGACACCGUUAGCCAGUGUGACCCAUCAGUCCUGGAUGUGGAAUUUGCCAUGCACGGGGGUCAUGAAAUUAACUGUCAUCAUCAUGAGGAAGACGAUGAUGGGUUCAUUGAGGACAACUACAUCCCGGCCUGUGAGAGAGCGAGGGCUGAAAGAGCAGCAGAGCACAUGGAGGACAUGGUGGACACAGAGGAAGAGAUGGAUGAAAUUGAAUUCACCAUCGCUUAAUAGGACUGUCUGUCUCUACAGCUCCUCAGCUGAACCUGAACCACCAAAUCCACUCCCAGCUUUUCUUUUUGUGUGUGUUUGUUUUCAGGAUGAUUCAUAUUGUUGAUCACAAAAUGGGUACUUGGGAAAAUAUUGAUUGAGUUUAGGAGAACAUAAAAAUGUGAAUAGCAUAAAGACUUAAAGACUGCGCGGAUCUGAGGAUCCAUUCCAAGAGAAUUUCAAGAUAUACUAAGGACAAUAGUCAUUUUUGUCGUGCCUUAUGUGUCAGUAUAUGAACCGUAACAGCAAAAUCAAAUUUUUUCUUAAAACAGCAAACAUGUUUCUUCUUUUUCAGAGUGAAAAAGAGAUGAAAUGAUCUUCUGUAGGCGUGAACAUUAACCAAUCAUGUUUGUAUGUGCGGACAGUUUUUGGCUGAGUUGAUUAGUUCACUGAUCAGUGGAUCUGACAGCAGAGAGGUUAUGCAAACCUGCAUGAUUGAAACAGAUAUCUACAGUUAUCAGCUCAGUGCAAACUGUCAGGAACCGUUAUGUUUUGUCAGUGACACGAAAGCAAAUGUGCAGAUGAUGUGCAUGAGUGCAUAAUGUGACUGAAGAUAAUUUUGGCCUUUAUAGAAAGCUUUGAGUAGCAGAUAAGCAACACAAAGACUAAAGUGGUGACCAGCUUUGAGAUAGAUGAGAUAGCUUUCAGACAGAUCAAUAACUUAAAAGUGCCUCAAAGCAAAUUUUAAUGUAAUCUUUUCAUGAUGUUACAGCAUCACAAUAUACUGUGAUGUUUGCUUUUUUAAAAGUGAAGUACGAGACACAUUUUACAGAUUUUUAAAUGUUCUCAUAAAAGGUAUGACUGUUGCUACAUAAAAAUGUAGGCCGGCUCAAUUAUAGUUAAAGCAUUAGCCUACUUGUAAUAAGUUACUUUCAACUUCACUGCUAUUUUUAGAAGGUUAACAAUAGCUGUGCUGCUCCCAUACUGUAAAUUAUGUAAAAAUUGUAAACAGUGUGACCUCAGUAAAAAUCUAUCUAAAACCGACACAAUGUCACCUGGUCUGUCUUCAGGGGUCAAAUCUAUCUUUGAAUCCAAACAAUGGAUGUAACUUCUGGGGACUAUUUUCUCCAUCGUUUCGUCGUGAUUUGCCUCAUUGUGCACACACUGGAAUCAGCAUCACACUCACCUUUCAAUUUAAACUUUACACACUGGCAUCAACAACAGUAAUUAAGCUUGGCACUGUGUCUAGAAAAGAUGCCUGGAGCUUCUGAGCGCACACAGCUGAUGAGAGCGGUCUGACAGGUCUGUAAGCGGCUGUCAGGCGAGGCUCCUACCCGGAAACACACCGCGUCAAGUUCACAUGGAUGAACCGGAGAGAAACCGGAACAGCUAGUAUGACUUCAAAAUAAAAGAGCGGAAUAUGCGUUUAUAGGUCAGUAUAAUACACUUUAAAACGCCAUAUUUAUUUAAUUUUAAAUUAUAAUUAUCAUUUUGUCAAUUUAGCCCACCACAACAGUGUAAUAAUAUAAAGGGAUUUAAUUGUAUUGCUGGAUACUGUACUUAACAGAAUAAGAGUACAUGUAUUUUAUCAAUGGUUGUAGUAGUAUUUAGUACCAAUACAACAAUAUAAAAUUACUUAAAUUAUAAGUACAAGUUUUGCAUUUGAGUACUGAUCUGUUAUCAGCAAAAUAAACAUGGAGGUGGGCCUGCAGAUUGACCCCUUUAAAAAGUUCUAUCACUAAAUCAUAAUAUUUGAUUAUUAGACUAUUACUGAGAAAUGCAUAUGUAUUUUCAAUGGUCAAGGUCUGGUUGAUUUUAAACACAGUGUUGGGUCAUUUAAUAUAAAACAAUGCGUAAUAUGUUACAAAAUUGUCUUAUGUUAUAAUGCAAUGUGAAAUGUAACUUGUAGGUUGUUCUCAA
Molecule: messenger RNA, 3064 nt
Organism: Larimichthys crocea (large yellow croaker)
Lineage: Eukaryota; Metazoa; Chordata; Actinopteri; Sciaenidae
Gene: cxviih1orf210
Product: chromosome XVII C1orf210 homolog
Exons: 4
Coding region: 716-1165 (149 amino acids)
Source: RefSeq, a predicted model, not a curated record